This is a messenger RNA of Didymodactylos carnosus, 3052 nucleotides long. Lineage: Eukaryota; Metazoa; Rotifera; Eurotatoria; Philodinida; Philodinidae. The record is from the annotation of a GenBank genome assembly.
UUCUAAAUUUUAAAGUUGAAACUGACCGCCAAAUUUACGAAGCAGAAGCAGAAUUUCGUAGCUAUCCUACUGUCGAAUUUGCGAACGUAUCUCGUUUUUUCCAUCGAAAGACCAAGUAUUAAUUGUUAUUUCCUUCUAAUCAGUAUAAUUUUCUCGAUUUUCUCGAUCAGAAUUCAACUUCUGAGCAAUAAAAAUAGCAUAUUUGGAAUCAGGAUCAAAAACUGAGUCGACUAAUGUGUAUUUCUAUUCUAUCUGACUACUUUAUUUUUUUCGAAUUUUCACGUUGAAAAACUACCAAGAUUUUUACCGAAAGCUGAAAAUCAACUAAAAAUUUUGAAAUACACAUUAGUCGACUCAGUUUUUGAUCCCAAUUCCAAAAUGUGGUAUUUUUAUUGCUCAAAAGUUGAGUUCAAAUGGUGAAAAUUGAGAAUUACUGGCAGAAUUCCGUUCGACUUUUUUCCUCUGAUUUAGAAAAAACGGAAUUUUCUCAGCAAUGGAACAAAAUUUGCAAAAAAAGCGUCGCAUACUAUUUUCCCUACAAGUAUACUGAUUAGAAAGAAAUAACAAUUAAUACUUAUACAUAUACGUAUAAUACAAUAUACAUAUGAUACAAUACAUAUACUAAUAACAAUUAAAUAAUAUAUUCGACAGUAGGAUAGCUACGAAAUUCUGCUUUUGCUUCGUAAAUUUGGCGGUCAGUUUCAACUUUAAAAUUUAGAAAUUUAGCUUUUUAUACUCAGUUUUCGACGAAAAAUCAGAAAAAAAUAGUUUAGGAAUUUUAGAAAAACAAUAAAUACGAAAAAUUUGCUUGUUUUCAACAACUUCACGGAUUUUUGUUUAUUUUCAAAAAAUGGAUAUUUUUAAAUGUUUCCAUCAAAAAAUGACUUCUUAAAAUGUGGGAUUGUGUUUUUCCGAUGCAAAUCGAUGAGCUCUAUUCAGCCAUGCCAAAAAAGAGAAAAAUAUAUAUUUCCUACUGUGAUUUUGAAUUACCGGCACCUUGCCUUAGGGUUUUUUCAACUGAUUUUUCUAAUUUUAUUUAUGUUUUUAUUUGUAUAUUUUAGGUGUGAUUUGUGUUAUAUGUUCAUUUCCAUUUUGUUUUAAUUUAUGUGUUCAUUGUUCGCAGGCUGAUUAUUGGUCUCAGUUUAUUUACUAUGCUUCAUUCAUUAUUAUAUUUCAAUUUGGAUGGGCAUGUUCACAAAUCGCUCAUUUAGCAAUGAUUAAUGAAUUAACACAUGUUGAUGGGGAACGAGUACAACUCAAUUCAUUCAGAUAUGCGUGGACAGUUAUAUCGAAUAUAUUUGUUUACGCUUGUACAUGGCUGUUGUUAGGAAUGAAUACAAAUGGAGCUCAAACAAAUAAUAUAACAAGAGAAGAUGCACCCGUAUUCCGAAAUUUGACCUAUAUUGUUUUGGGUUUUGGUUUAUCAUGUUCGAUAUUUUUCCAUAUUGCAUCACGUGAACGUCCAAGAGAAGCAAAUUGGGAAUUAUCACGAUCACUUUCAUCCACUCAAUCACUCGUCGUUAAAAUGUCAUGGAAAGAUUUUUUAAAAGAACGACAAUUUUAUCAAGUUACAUUCAUUUGGAUGUGUACUAGAGUUGUUUUGAAUACAUCUCAAGUGUAUUUACCAUUAUAUAUUAUCGAUACAAUUGCCACACUAAGCAGGGUAUCUACAAGUUUUUGCAAAAUAAUUUACUUAUCAAGCAUCUUUUUGAAGGAAUAAACCAAGUAUUGAGUGGUCCAGUGAAAAUGGGCCACUUUUUGUUUUCGAUUUUUCUCAGCCAUGUUUCAUCCGUUUGACUUCAUUCAUAUACCACAAGAUGUGUCUUGAAAGUCCUCUACAAAAAUCGUAUUGAGCGUUUUACUAAAAAAAUAAAAGUAGACGGAUAUAUGAAAAACACUGAUGAUAUUUGAAAUAGUCAACUUUCUAAAGUAUUUUGGGCGAAUUCAAACUCUUUCCAAAAUCUUACACAGUUGCCAAGAUACACCAAAAUAAGUUUUCUGAUGUUUGUCAAUGGUGAUCUUUCUCACCGUGUAUGAUGAAUUUCGUCCAAGCCUAAUGUUAUAAUGCAAUGAGUAACCUUAUUGAAAUUCCCUACAUAGCAAGGGAAAUUUCAUCUUUUCACUUGACAUUGAAAGAUGGAGAGUCGUUGGAUUUCUUGUAUUUGGAUAUAAAAGACAUAUCUUUUCACUAUAAAACAAAGAAAAUCCGAACCCAAAAAGAUUUUUUUGUACGGGCGAGAACGAUUUUACACAAUAGUACGAAACUCAUGAGUGAAAAUGAUUAUCGUUCUGAAAACGAGUAACACUAAGAAAUUCUCAUGUAAUCAGUUGCGAGAUACUAACAUAAAAUAUUUUAAAAAGUUGACUAUUUAAAAUAUCAUCAGUGUUUUUCAUAUAUCCGUCCACUUUUAUUUUUUUAGUAAAACGCUCAAUACGAUUUUUGUAGAGGAAUUUCAAGACGCAUCUUGUGGUAUAUGAAUGAAGUCAAACGGAUGAAACAUGGCUGAGAAAAAUCGAAAACAAAAAGUGACCCAUUUUCACUGAAUCACCCGAUAUUUUAUGUUAAUAGGGUAGUUUAUACAAGCUAUACUACUGUUAUACAACGUUCUUAAUUAUGAUUAACAAUUCUCUAGUGCAAUCUCGACUUUUUUAAUCACGAUUAACAAGGACCUAUAGAUAUCUAGUGUCCUGGUAAAAGCAGGUCAUUCCUGAGUAAAAUGAGUCUUGUAACGUUGUUGAAUAUGGUUAGAAAGAUAAAAGUGGUCAGUCGUUGCAAAGAGAAAACGAUUAACCCUUUCAGGACCGGUUUAAUUUUUAUAUCUACAGUGCUAUUGAAAAGUUUAAGACCUCUUUUAUUUUGCAAUAUCUCGGCUUCCCUGACAGAUAGAGACUUCAUCCUUUCGUCAAAAGAAAGCUAUCACUAAGCUCUACCAUAUGUGAAAAUAUCUUUAAGUUUCAACUUAUUUUGGCCGAGUUAGGUAGAAAACAGUAUUUUCCUAAAAAAACGGAAAAAACGCAUCUUCAGUAUUUCGUUUUUCCUAACCAAGAGAUU